CAAUUGAACAGCACUACUACCGUGUUUUGUGUUUUGAUUUAUACUUUUUCGACGCUAUUAUUUCAACAAUGCAUGGGCCAACGUCCGUUUCCACACUAGCUGUUUGGGUCGCUGUACUUGGCUGCUGUACAAGCGUCGUGUCGGGCAUGAUGAGCAAAUCGCAAAAAACGCAAGCCGCUAACAAACUCAACUCGUUGGUAGGUCAUCUGGGAUGGGAUGCGAUGGAAGAAGUCAAGAUCUUAAUCAACAAACGCGGAGAUGUCGCGGGUCCCGUUUCGACAAUACGCCAAGCCGUGCGGUCCGAGCAGAGGGCGGUCAACGAAACCAACGUGCUGAAAAGACACAAGCAAAUCUGGACCGUGCUCACGUGCAAGUACGGCGAGAUUAUGUUCAAUUACAAAUGUCUGGUGAACCAUUACAUAGGGGUUUGCCAAAGCGAAGAACGCGAGUCGUUGGAAUCUUUUCGCAGGUAUUACGAUUGUGUGGAUUCGCUGUUGCUCAGACUGCACAACUUGGCGCCCAGUUUUAAGUGCAUGUGGGACGCAUUGAUGUACAUUUACUCGGUGGCUCCUCAGCCGAGUUCCACACAAAAGCGCAGUGUAAUGGAUGCCACGAGAAUAUUGGCCGAGUACACGGGCAGUGUAAGACCGACGACCUUGGUGAAGUUCACCCAACGAGGGCACCGAACCGCAUCAGGGGUCGAUCACGAAAUGACAACCAUCGGCGAACGCAUCUCGCAAGUAUACGACGACCAUGUACAAUCUUUUAUCCACCACCAGUGCGAAGUGCUGCCGGCCAACAGAAAAUGGACUGCAAACACUUUGGUGGAACAAUUCGAGCAAGCAAUAAACGCGCAGCUGAUACCGCAGGACACCACUAUGUUGCAGUAUGUACAAAACGAAAUGGACACUUACGUUGACGAGAGCAUGGGCAAAUGGUUCUAUAACUUGGGCUUUACCUACACCAGGGACGGAGUAAUCACAAUCGGCACUAAUUAUUAAAAUAUCAUUAACACCUCUGAAAUACCGAUUUGAAACAGUGUCAAAGUAGCAUUUUAUUUUACAACCUUUUACUUGUACACGUAGCCGAAAACCAUUUAAGUAAACAGUAAUAAUCACAAAAAAAAUGUUGUACAUCCCUAA
This is a messenger RNA of Adelges cooleyi (spruce gall adelgid), 1142 nucleotides long. RefSeq lists its product as uncharacterized. The transcript has 2 exons. NCBI's taxonomy places the organism in Eukaryota, Metazoa, Arthropoda, Insecta, Hemiptera, Adelgidae. The record is from RefSeq and is a predicted model, not a curated record. The coding region runs from base 69 to 1001 and encodes 310 amino acids.